AUGGCGCAGCAUUCUGGCCGCGACGAUGUCACUGACAAGGUGGUAUUAGACCCAGACGUGUACUGCUCACUCGUUAAGUGCGCUUUCAAUGGAGCGUUCCAGCGGAAAACUGAGAUGAAUGAGCACUCUUUGCUUUUCAAGCAGCUGGUCAACACCCUCGUCGACGCCCCCUCGGAGCCUUCUCAACACAAUCCGCCGCAGCCGAAAACCGGAGUCCUAAGUGGGAACCUGAAGGAGUCCAUAGACGCAAUCAAAGCCGACUUCCUGGAUCACUACUCGCUACUGUACAACCUCCAGGAGUAUAGCAUCAAGGAACGCCUUGAAAUUUUAGGCAGACAUGCCCCGGUGGAGAACACAGUGGCACAUGAGACGACGCGAGCCACCCAUACCCCGAUAGGCGAAACCACGUACGCGCAGCGUGCCGAUGCUCCGGAGGAAGCCCUAAAGGAGGAGACCUCGGUAUCCCAAGGCGUGCUUUCCAUGAUAGAUGCGCUGAAGCACAAGUUUGAAACCCUCAAUAAUCGCAUAGAAGCAUUGGACAACGAGAUAGAAGCCGAGGUGGGCGACCCCAACCUCAGGGAGUGGGAGUACUCUAAGGAGUCCAUGCACCUCCGCGGCCACCACGACCUCGAAGGCGACGCGGAGCUCUGCAACCAUAUAAGGAACCUGUACGCCUAUCUCAGCCACCAGGCUAAGAUAAACGACCAGAAGAUCGAAGCCAUGAGAAACCGGCUCAUCACCCUCCAAGCACAUGCCAAGAUACUUAGCAAGAGGCAGCCGAACGACACCAGGGUAGCAUUCUAA
Babesia bigemina is the source of this 804-nucleotide messenger RNA. RefSeq lists its product as hypothetical. NCBI's taxonomy places the organism in Eukaryota, Apicomplexa, Aconoidasida, Piroplasmida, Babesiidae. The transcript has 2 exons. The record is from RefSeq and is a predicted model, not a curated record. The coding region runs from base 1 to 804 and encodes 267 amino acids.